AUGGGCUCCAUGGCCAACAACCCCACGCCCUGGUGGAAGGAUGCCACCGUCUACCAAAUCUACCCCGCCAGCUUCAAGGACGGCAACGGCGAUGGCCUCGGCGACAUCCCCGGUAUCAUCAGCAAGGUCGACUACCUCGCCAACCUCGGCGUCGACGUCGUCUGGGUGUCGCCCAUGUACGCGAGCCCGCAGAUCGACAUGGGCUACGACAUUUCCGACUACGAAGCCGUCCACGCGCCCUACGGCACCGUUGAGGACAUGGAGAAGCUCAUCGCCGCCUGCCACGCGCGCGGCAUGAAGCUCAUCCUCGACCUCGUCAUCAACCACACGUCAGACCAGCACGCCUGGUUCAAGGAGUCCCGCGCCUCCCGAGACAACCCCAAGCGCGACUGGUACAUCUGGCGCCCGGCCCGCUACGACGCCGACGGCACGCGCCGCCCGCCCACCAACUGGCGGUCCUACUUCAACGGCAGCGCCUGGCAGUGGGACGAGCACACCCAGGAGUACUACCUGCACCUGUUCGCGACCCAGCAGCCCGACCUCAACUGGGAGAACGACGCCGUGCGCGAGGCCCUGCACGAGAGCGCCAUGCGCUUCUGGCUGCGCCGCGGCGUCGAUGGCUUCCGCGUCGACACGGUCAACAUGUACAGCAAGGGCGUCGAGCUGCGUGACGCCCCCGUCGUCGACCCCAACAACUACGAGCAGCCGGCCUGGUGCAUGUACGCCAACGGACCGCGCAUGCACGAGUUCCUGCGCGCCAUGAACACGCAGGUCCUCGACGCCUACGACGCCAUGACGGUCGGCGAGCUGCCUCACACCCCCGACCCGGCCCACGUCCGCCGCUACGUCGGCGCCGGCGACCGCCAGCUCAACAUGGUCUUCCAGUUUGACAUUGUCGACCUCGGCCAGGGCGCCGAGCACAAGUACGCCUGGCGGCCCUGGGCCCUGCCCGACCUCAAGGCCCUCGUCGCCAAGUGGCAGCAGUUCAUCGACGGCACCGACGCCUGGACGACCGUCUUUUGCGAGAACCACGACCAGGGCCGCAGCGUGUCGCGCCUCGGCAGCGACGACCCGCGCUGGCGCGCCGUCUCGGCCAAGAUGCUCGCCCUCAUGCUCUGCUCCCUGACCGGCACCCUCUUCGUCUACCAGGGCCAGGAGAUUGGCAUGACCAACGUGCCCGCCGACUGGCCCAUUGACGAGUACCAGGACAUUGAGGCCCUCAACUACUACCGCGCCCUCGAGGCCCGCCCCGGCACCACUGACGCCGAGAAGCGCUACGCCAUGGAGAGCAUCAACCUCCUCGGCCGCGACAACGCCCGCAUCCCCAUGCAGUGGGACGACACGCCCCACGCCGGCUUCACCGACGCCGGCGGCGCCAAGCCCUGGAUGCGCGUCCACGACCUCUACCCCGAGAUCAACGUCGCCAAGCAGGAGCGCGAGCCCAACUCGGUCCUCCACUUCUGGCGCGCCCUCCUGCGCCUGCGCAAGCACCACCGCGACCUCCUCAUCCACGGCGCCUUUGCCGUCCACAACGACGCCGACCCCCACACCUUUGUCUUCUCCAAGACGCACGGCGACCGCACCGCCGUCGUCGCCCUCAACUUUACCGCCGACGACAGGCCCGUGACCCUGCCCGCCGUCAAGGGCUUGCGGGCCGAGGUGGGCAACUAUGACGACGUCCGGGCCCGCGACGAGGCUGAUGUCGCCGGCGGCGCGAGGGUGCUGCGGCCGUGGGAGGGCAGGCUGUAUCUGCAGUGA
Molecule: messenger RNA, 1758 nt
Organism: Verticillium dahliae VdLs.17
Lineage: Eukaryota; Fungi; Ascomycota; Sordariomycetes; Glomerellales; Plectosphaerellaceae
Product: alpha-glucosidase
Exons: 1
Coding region: 1-1758 (585 amino acids)
Biological process (GO): oligosaccharide catabolic process
Molecular function (GO): alpha-amylase activity
Source: RefSeq, a predicted model, not a curated record